CAAUCUACACAUUGAAUUGUUUUGGUUUUUAUCUACACGACUUGAACAUGUGUAAAAAAUAAAAAGAAUUUUAUAACAGUAAAAACUAAAUUUUCACUUAUAAAUAAAUAUCUACAAAUACGUUUAUUGUCCUAUUAGAACAUGGCGACAGCAGCUCAAAUGAAUGAGGUUCAAGAUGAAGAUGCUUCAAAUCUUGUUUUUCCCAAAGAAUUUGAAAAUGCAGAGACAUUGUUAAUUUCAGAAGUUCAAAUGUUGCUUGAACACAGAAAACAACAAAAUGAAAGUGCAGAAGAUGAACAGGAAUUAUCAGAGGUAUUUAUGAAAACACUGAACUCAUGUCAAAGAUUCAGCAAAUUUAAAAACAGAGAAACUAUUGCUGCAGUGAGAAGUUUAUUGAUGCAGAAAAAAUUACAUAAAUUUGAAUUAGCCGCAUUAGCCAACUUAUGUCCGGAGUCUGCUGAUGAGGCGAAAUCUUUAAUUCCAAGUUUAGAAGGACGUUUUGAAGAUGAGGAAUUGACUCAAAUAUUAGAUGACAUAAAAACAAAACGAAGCUUUCAGUAUUGAUAUUAUAUACUGGAUUUCUGUAUGGGAACUAAAUCCUGAAAAUAGGAUCGUUUUUUCAGAAACAUGUGGAUGAAGUGAAAUAGUGACAAUUAACAGAAAGAAAAUCGUUUUUUCUACAGGCAACAAUGCUGCCAUGAUUAUAGCAUGACAAUGUCAAUCAUUUGUAAUAUAACAUGUCAUAAAGAAUAAAACAUUACAAAAUUCUUCUUU
Lottia gigantea (owl limpet) is the source of this 774-nucleotide messenger RNA. RefSeq lists its product as hypothetical. Gene Ontology annotation, cellular component: P-body; RNA polymerase II, core complex. The record is from RefSeq and is a predicted model, not a curated record. Lineage: Eukaryota; Metazoa; Mollusca; Gastropoda; Lottiidae. The transcript has 2 exons. Gene Ontology annotation, molecular function: translation initiation factor binding; nucleotide binding. Gene Ontology annotation, biological process: transcription initiation at RNA polymerase II promoter; nuclear-transcribed mRNA catabolic process, deadenylation-dependent decay; positive regulation of translational initiation. The coding region runs from base 142 to 564 and encodes 140 amino acids.